AUCAUCAAAAACAUUUUCUCCACUUCCAGUGACCGUGCAUGCGCAGCCAUGGCGAUCUUCACAACCAGGCGCACUCUAGCCUCACUCAUCAGUCGCGCUCUUUCUUCACCAUCACCAUCACCAUCACCAUCUGCUUCUUCUCGUUCUCGCUUUGCCUUCGCAUUGCUCAACAGACAGACCCAACUCGUCCCUGACUCGGUCACGAUUCAGACCCGUUCCAAGACGUCCGGGUCGGGCUAUUCGCCCCUAAACGACCCGUCGCCGAACUGGAGCAACCGGCCACCGAAGGAGACGAUCCUCCUCGACGGCUGUGACUACGAGCACUGGCUCAUUGUCAUGGAGUUUACCUCCGAACGGAAACCCUCCGAAGACGAAAUGAUUGCUUCGUAUGUCAAAACCCUAGCCUCUGUGGUUGGAAGUGAAGAGGAGGCCAAGAAGAAGAUUUAUUCUGUUUGUACAACGACUUAUACUGGAUUUGGUGCUUUGAUUUCUGAAGAGCUUUCCUACAAAAUUAAAGCCCUUCCAGGUGUUCUGUGGGUUUUACCUGAUUCUUAUCUUGAUGUGCCUAACCAAGAUUAUGGAGGGGAUCUGUUUAUCGAUGGGAAAGUCAUCCAUAGGCCUCAGUAUAGGUAUGAUGACAGGCAACAACAAAGGAACAGGCCUCGUCCACGUUAUGAUAGACGCCGGGAGACGAUGCAGGUUGAAAGGAGAGAGCCAAUUCGAAGAGAACCUGUGCAGCAACCAACAUCAGUGCAUGGCCAGAAUAUGCCUGAGAGUGGCGGUGGAGGUCCCUCUCUGAAUUAGGGAGGAUUUCGCAGGACCAAUUAUUGAACAUUUGUUAGUAUCCUGCCAAAUUUUAGACCGUAAAUGAUCAAAUUAUGCUUUUAGCUGUUGCAUUUUGUCAUAUGAUGGAUAACACCGAUGGUUUGAUUUAGUAAUAAAACUUUGGGCGUGGUAGAUACUUAAAAGUUUUAUUGGCUAGAUGAUCAUAAUUCAUGACUGCCUUCGGACCAGGCAGUGAAUAGAAUCGGAAGUUGUUUUCAUUGUAAAUUAUUUUUUCCUUUUGAAAUCUUCGAACCAGGCAGUGAAUAGACAUGAUUCAUGAUUUUCCGUUUCUGGUGCGUUUUUUUUUAAACUUUACACAAGAACUACGUAUUGUCGUUAUGGAAUUAAUAGAACAGCACAUUUUGCA
This is a messenger RNA of Cornus florida, 1192 nucleotides long. RefSeq names its product multiple organellar RNA editing factor 3, mitochondrial. The coding region runs from base 49 to 804 and encodes 251 amino acids. Gene Ontology annotation, cellular component: mitochondrion. Lineage: Eukaryota; Viridiplantae; Streptophyta; Magnoliopsida; Cornales; Cornaceae. Gene Ontology annotation, biological process: mitochondrial mRNA modification; cytidine to uridine editing. The transcript has 4 exons. The record is from RefSeq and is a predicted model, not a curated record.